Pterocles gutturalis (yellow-throated sandgrouse) is the source of this 958-nucleotide messenger RNA. It is a transcript of the gene PAWR, whose product is annotated as PRKC, apoptosis, WT1, regulator. NCBI's taxonomy places the organism in Eukaryota, Metazoa, Chordata, Aves, Pterocliformes, Pteroclidae. Gene Ontology annotation, cellular component: cytoplasm. Gene Ontology annotation, biological process: apoptotic process; positive regulation of apoptotic process. The annotation marks the transcript as partial. The transcript has 3 exons. The record is from RefSeq and is a predicted model, not a curated record.
CACAGCUAAUGCACCAGAAGAUGAUGCUCCAAAUAGAUAUUCCCGAACAGACAGGACAAUUUACAGCAGAUACAGCAGGGAUGCAAAUUCUUCUGGCAGUUCUGUACCAACUAACGCUUUGGAAAAGAGGAUUGAGGAACUUGAAAGGGAACUUGCAAAGGAGAGACAGGAAAAUGCAAGAUUAAUGAAGAUGACACAGGACAAAGAGGAACUAAUUGGAAAGCUGAAGGAAGAAAUUGAUUUAUUAAACAGAGACCUAGAUGAUAUAGAAGAUGAAAAUGAACAAUUGAAGCAAGAAAAUAAAACCCUCUUAAAAGUUGUUUCACAGCUGACAAGGUAGAAGAUUCAAGCCUCAAUGAAGAAAGAUUUAAAAACUACUGAUUGAACGUUAAGGUCAAUAUAGUAAUACUUCCUGUGUUGCAGUAUGUUAUAAUAACUGUCUUUAUAUUUAUUGUUAGGAAACCAGAUGAAUGUUUAUUUUCGUAGUACUUUCUUCUUCAUUUAAUGAAAUGGCAUCAAAUUUGGGGUGUGUUUUUAGCUUUCUUUUCACAUAAAAAUAAUUAAAAUUUUUGACAUAUUUCAGAACAUUAAGUUCAAAAAACAUGUGGGUUUUGUAUCUUCAGAUUACAUCUAGAUAAAUUACAGUAGUUUAAAAUUGAUAGCAGCAAGAUUACUUUCAGUCCAUGUGGGUGUAUAUUUUUGAAAUGAAUGGAAGCAAUGCAUAUAAGCUUUGUUUACACAGAUCCAAAAUAUAUAUUUUGGGAAAUAUUUCCUUUUUUGUUUAAACAGCUGUAAAGUGGAUGCCUUAUUAUUGAUGUAUAACAUUUUGCAGAUUGAUUACUUGCUCUAAAACUCCUGGAUGUUGAGGGUUUUUUUACCAUAGCUGAAAGACUGACAGUAGUAGAGAGUAGUAAUUUUUUUUUCUGUAUAACAGUAUUCUGGCAGGAGGGGGAGGUUU